UAAUAUAGCCUACCAUUUUUUGUUUCACUUUUUUGUUGUUGAGAAAAAAAAAAAACGAAAACAUACGUCCGAGACGUUCCCUUCGUUUUUUUGUAUUGUUAAAUAAGUUUUAGUUGUUAACGAAAUGUCGAAUUAUAACGAAGAUAUAAAUAACGAAGUCAUCGUGAUUUCCUCAGACGAAGAGGAGGAAUUGGUGUACUUGGAGACCAUUGAUCUCACCCGCGACAUGCCGUCCACUUCGGCUGCUGCUGCCGCCCGUGACGCUAAUGGCAUUGCUGGCACUGCUCGCCAGACAGGACCCUCUCCUGUGGCCACCAACGGGGAAACGGGUCCUCCCGCAUUUGAUGGAGCAUCGGGCACAGAGAGCGCUCCAUUGGAAUGCGCCGUCUGCCUCCAGACUUGCAUCCAUCCAGCUCGUCUCCCUUGCGGCCACAUUUUUUGUUUCCUUUGCAUAAAGGGAGUUGCUUACAAGAAUCGUCGUUGUGCCAUGUGCCGACGCGAGAUCCCCGCCGAAUUUCUGGAUAACCCAACCCUAGUGAAUGGCAUCGAGGACAUUUGGGCCACCCGCGCCACUGAGGAUGGCUAUCAAUGGUACUACGAGGGACGCAACGGUUGGUGGCAAUACGAUUACCGCACCAGCCAGGACAUUGAGGAGGCCUUCAAGAAAGGCGAAAAAUCCUGCUCCAUACUCGUGGCCGGCUAUGUUUACGUGGUCGAUCUGGAGCAGCUAGUGCAACAGCGUCAGAACGAGCCCACUCGUUGCCGCCGUGUGAAAAGGGAUUUGGCCACCAUACCCAAAAAAGGAGUGGCCGGUCUCCGGAUCGAGGGCAACCAGGUGACCAGCGAUACUGUGUUCAGCCGACCAGCACCCAAUCCACCGAUGACAAAUACAGCAGCAGCAGCUGCGUCUAGUUUCAUUUCCACGAUUGCCGCCACAGACGCUGCCAUCCGGAUUGCCAGCGACAUCAUUGGCUCCACGCUGGCCCAUGCGGAUGAGCUGACGCGGGGACUGGCGGCCAGCAACAUCAGCGAGGAUCCCAGCAGCAGCAGCGGUGAGCAAAUCAUGUCAAACAAUCUACAGGACUCUGAAACAGCAGCAGCACCAGGAGCAGUUGCACAUACAUCGCGCUCGCUUGCCUCCUCACACUCCAGCUCUAUUCAAGAUCUCCUGUUCAGCGCCACCGAGAAUCAGUUGAACACCCAGCAGGUGAUAGCCAGCAACCAGCACACCAUCGAUCUUUUCGAGCAGGCCUUGAACGAUUUCCAAGCCAGACUUACCUUGCACACCUUUGCGGACUCCAGUGAUGACGAUGAUGACGAGAAUGGGGAUGCGGAAGGGCCGAAUGUUGUUCCCGUGGAGGGUGAAUCGAGGGAUUUGGAGGCGAGCGAGUCGCAGCCAAACGGCAAACACGAGGGACUAUAAACAUAAAUCCAAACACACACACAAUAUAUCCCUCACCCCACUCCUCCCAUACACUUAAAAAAAGAAAUGUUCCUCGUAGUAGAUUUCUACUAAACAGUGAAAGGAAUGUUAACUAGAGAAAUGCAGCGCGUACCUGACUAUAUAUAUAGCAGAUAUAUAAC
This is a messenger RNA of Drosophila pseudoobscura, 1584 nucleotides long. Its product is annotated as E3 ubiquitin-protein ligase rnf146-like. Lineage: Eukaryota; Metazoa; Arthropoda; Insecta; Diptera; Drosophilidae. The transcript has a single exon. The coding region runs from base 125 to 1423 and encodes 432 amino acids. Gene Ontology annotation, biological process: ubiquitin-dependent protein catabolic process; Wnt signaling pathway. Gene Ontology annotation, cellular component: cytoplasm; nucleus. The record is from RefSeq and is a predicted model, not a curated record. Gene Ontology annotation, molecular function: poly-ADP-D-ribose binding; zinc ion binding; ubiquitin protein ligase activity.